GUCUGGGAUACACGCUUGGGCCUGAUCUGGCAUUGAGGAUGGCCUGCCCACAGGGACAGCCAGUGUGAGACCAGGUCCAGGCUGCUGCAGCCAUGAGACCUCCAUGCACUAUAGCUACUGGAGUCCCAGUAGAGCUGGAGUCCAGCCUGAUUCCCACCCACAGGUUGUAACCAAUGAGCCCUAAGAGAAGCGCUGGAGACCAGGAAGGCCCAGAUCCAGGGGUAGGGGUGUUGGAUCCUCUCCAUUGGGGUGCAGGCAGAGAGGCGAGGAGGAAGGAGACCCUUCGUGACUCUCAGCGAGGCUGUGAAGAGGAAUGUCCUGAAGCCACAGGAGAAUACGCUGCCAUCAACUCCAUGCUGGACCAGAUCAACUCCUGUCUGGACCACCUGGAGGAGAAGAACGACCACCUCCACGCCCGCCUCCAGGAGCUGCUGGAGUCCAACCGGCAGACACGCCUGGAGUUCCAGCAGCAGCUCGGGGAGGCCCCCAGUGAUGCCAGCCCCUAGGCUCCGAGAGCCCCCAACCGGGACCCAACCCUGCCUCCCUGGGCUAGGCUCUGGCCUGGGUACUCACCUCCUGGCUUAGACACCUUCUCAAGGGCUGGUCUUCAGGGUCCCCUGGUGGGUCUGCCUACCUGGACCACCCUUCCUGCCUGGGCCUCCCCCUUGGCCUACCUGGGCCAGCCCCCACUGCCUGGCAUCCCUUCCUGGGGCCAAGAGUGGGCCUGCAACCCACCCACUUGCCUGCCCACCCAACUCCUGGGCACUCCCCACUCUGCCCAGGCCUUGAGUGUCCACAUUAAAUGGGUCUCCCACACC
Molecule: messenger RNA, 818 nt
Organism: Mandrillus leucophaeus (drill)
Lineage: Eukaryota; Metazoa; Chordata; Mammalia; Primates; Cercopithecidae
Gene: BBLN
Product: chromosome unknown open reading frame, human C9orf16
Exons: 3
Coding region: 174-506 (110 amino acids)
Source: RefSeq, a predicted model, not a curated record